Messenger RNA from Asparagus officinalis (garden asparagus), 1446 nucleotides. Its product is annotated as transcription factor IIIA-like. Gene Ontology annotation, cellular component: nucleus. The coding region runs from base 74 to 1231 and encodes 385 amino acids. The transcript has 7 exons. NCBI's taxonomy places the organism in Eukaryota, Viridiplantae, Streptophyta, Magnoliopsida, Asparagales, Asparagaceae. Gene Ontology annotation, biological process: regulation of transcription by RNA polymerase II. The record is from RefSeq and is a predicted model, not a curated record.
UCUUUUUACUCCGCCUCAUUUUCGCGCCGCCGACGGAAGAAACCCUAAUUUUCUCAGAUCGUCACCGCGAGCGAUGACCGAUUCGUCGCCGACAUCGGUGACUGGUCACGAGAUGGAAAGUCGCAGUGCUGAGGAUGAAAGAGGAGAGAUUAAAAAACCAAUUUUUAGGGAUAUUAGGCGGUAUUACUGCGAGUACUGUGGAAUUUGUAGGUCGAAGAAGUCCCUCAUUAGAUCUCACGUCCUCACCCAUCAUCAGGAUGAAGUCAAGGGGCCAGAAGCUGAGAAAAAUGAUUCAGAAAAGAACGCAGGCAAGGUGCAGUACACCUGUGAAGAAUGCGAUGCAAGUUUUACUAAACCUGCUUAUCUGAAACAACACAUGCAGGGUCACUCUCUCGAGAGGCCUUUUAGUUGCCCAGUGGAGGAUUGCCAUUUGAACUACAGAAGGAAAGACCAUCUGACUCGACAUUUACUCUUGCACCUAGGAAAACUAUUUGAUUGUCCCAUAGAAAACUGCAACAAAAGGUUUGCCUUUCAAGGAAAUAUGACAAGGCAUGUGAAAGAAAUGCAUGAUGAAGAGUCUUCUUCUGAAGGUGAAAAACAAUAUGUUUGCCCUGAAGUUGGAUGUGGGAAGAUGUUCAAGUAUGCAUCAAGGUUGAGGAAGCACGAGGAUUCACAUGUUAAAUUGGAUUAUGUGGAGGUCAUUUGUGGUGAGCAAGGCUGUCUGAAGAAAUUCACUGAUUCUUACUGCCUGAGAGCCCAUGUGCAGUCCUGUCACCAAUAUGUUGUGUGUGAGAUCUGUGGGACUCAACAGCUCAAGAAAAACUUGAAACGGCACCUGCGCAUUCAUGAAGGCAGUGGUGAGGCUGAGAGGAUUAGGUGCAGCUUUGAGGGUUGCCAGUAUACAUUCUCAAAUAGAUCAAACCUUAAUAAGCAUGUAAAAGCUGUACAUGACGAGCUCCGGCCAUUCCCUUGUCGAAUCUCAGGAUGUGGUCAAAAGUUCCCAUACAAACACGUCAGGGAUAAUCAUGAGAAGUCUGGUGCUCAUGUUCAUGUGCUGGGUGACUUUGUGGAAGCUGAUGAGCGGUGGCGAUCACAGCCAAGGGGUGGCCGGAAAAGAAAGGAUUUUUCAAUCGAAAUGCUUAAGCGAAAGAGAGUGGCUCCGCUUGGUCAAGAUUCUGCUAUCAGUGAUGGAGCCAACUACUUGAGAUGGUUGCUUUCCGAUGAUCAGUAGACGCUUGCUUCUAAAGUUGGAAAAGAAUGCAUAGAUACUUGUAUAUACGUGUUUUUAUAAUUUUAACUUUUUUUUAGAUGUAUGACUUGUAAAUGUAUCUCAAGCAAUUAGUACCCUAUGAUAACAUCUUUUGUAUUUGGAAGCAUAGUUGGUUGAAGCUGUUUAUGAAUUUAAAUCGAGCAAUAGUAAACCAAAGCUCCUGUCAAUGUGAUUUA